CACAACUACGAUGCAGCACGCUGCACAGUGGAAAGCCGUCUGGUAGCCGAUUCCCCUUACAAUGCAGCAAACGUCUUUGUUCCGCUUCGACCAUAACUUUUUACUAGUCCAAACAUCAUCUCAAGCAGAUCCGCCUUGAAGAAACCACGAACAUGUCGCGUGCCUUCCGUCCUCACAUACACGCGUUCACUACCGCAGCCAGAACAUCACGCUUCUCACCACCACAACACGCGCAUGCUGCUUUGAUAGCCGCCAUACAAUCAAGAUGGUCGUCACACUCAGCAGCUGGGACAGCAUCCGGGCGCAAAAAAGUCACACUUCAAACAUUGCAGAGCAUGUACCGGAAGAAAGAACCCAUCGCCAUGAUCACUGCCCACGACUUCCCCAGCGCACAUGUCGCCGAGCACGCAGGCAUGGACGUUGUGCUAGUGGGUGACAGUCUCGCCAUGGUGGCAUUGGGUCUAGAGGAUACAAGCAGCGUAAUACUAGACGAAAUGAUCCUACACUGUCGCAGUGUAGCCCGAGGAGCCACAGCCCUCUUUCGCAUUGGCGAUUUGCCUAUGGGAUCGUACGAGGUUUCGCCUGAGCAAGCACUACAAUCCGCAAUUCGACUUGUGAAAGAGGGGAAUGUACAUGCUGUGAAGCUAGAAGGAGGUUUGGACAUGGCACCACAAAUCAGCAAAAUCACUUCGGCAGGAAUUCCAGUCCUGGGACACAUCGGCCUAACACCCCAGCGACAAAACGCCCUCGGCGGCUUUCGCGUACAAGGAAAAUCAGUAGCCGGCGCACUGAAACUCCUCGAAGACGCAAAAGCCGUUCAACAAGCCGGUGCUUUCGGCAUGGUAAUCGAAGCAGUACCAGCAGAAAUCGCAGGCAUCGUGACCGAAAAGCUUUCCGUCCCGACAAUCGGUAUCGGUGCAGGAAAUGCCUGCUCAGGUCAAGUACUGGUCCAAGUCGACAUGGCAGGCUACUUCCCCGAAGGCAGAUUCCUGCCCAAAUUCGUGAAGAAGUACGGGGAUGUUUGGGGCGAAGCUAGUCGAGCUGUUCGCGAGUAUGGGAAAGAGGUAAAGGAGAGGGCGUAUCCAGCGAAAGAACAUACAUACCCAAUUGCAGAGAAAGAGGUAGAAGAAUUUCGUAGAAUAGUCAAUGCACCUCAGUAG
This is a messenger RNA of Cercospora beticola, 1160 nucleotides long. RefSeq names its product 3-methyl-2-oxobutanoate hydroxymethyltransferase (gene ECM31). Gene Ontology annotation, cellular component: mitochondrion. The record is from RefSeq and is a predicted model, not a curated record. Gene Ontology annotation, biological process: pantothenate biosynthetic process. Gene Ontology annotation, molecular function: magnesium ion binding; 3-methyl-2-oxobutanoate hydroxymethyltransferase activity. Lineage: Eukaryota; Fungi; Ascomycota; Dothideomycetes; Mycosphaerellales; Mycosphaerellaceae.